UGCUAUUUUACGCCAUUAUCUCCCGAAGUUUUGCGAGCACCACUGCUCCAAAAUCAGUCGGUGUUUUUUAAUGCUUCUCUAAUGCAAAAUGUGGCCUCGUCUGAUCUCGUGCUUGCUCCUGAUCAUUGCGUUUGCUCGAGGCGCCGUGAGACAUGCCAUUCCUGUGACCUGUCUUUUUGGACAACGCUGUGUUUUGCCAUGCCAUAUUCAGAAAGGACUUUCAAGAAUCAUAUGGUCUAAAGAUUUUUUACCAGUACAGUAUUUUCCCAGAACUGGCGAGUACCACGAACACGGAUCAUACAGAAACAGGACCUGCCUAUUCGAGCAAGAGUUUCACAAUGGCAACUGCUCACUGGCGAUCGACAGCACAACACUUAAGGACGAUGGUCUUUUUAAGUGUGCCAUCUGGAGCCAAAGUAAAGAGGAAAAUGAUUUAUAUUUCAAAGUACAAGUGGAUGUUCCAGUGGAGAAGGUGGUCAUUAAGCGUGUAGGGGACGUUCUGAUCUGCAGCUCAGAGCGGGUGCAUCCCAAAGCGCAAUGCCGAUGGUCAGAUGACUUUUCAAACCCCGGUCCUACAGUUUCCCCGGAUGACCAGCAUCUCUGCUCCAUCAACUGUACCACUCCACUGCUCCGUAAUGUCUCACAAUACACCUGCAUAGUCAGCACUCCAUUCAGCUCAAAGAGGGCCACCUAUGCACAGAUGCAGCCUUUGAGUGAGUAUGUUUCCUGUAUGACCUUUGCUGUCCUGAUUGUGACUGUACUGAUUUUCCUCUCAACUUACAAACGUAAAGAGACCAAUUCUGAAGUCUCAACUUCUGACUCUAAGCUAAAUUCUUCCCAGAGGAUCCAUACAGUGAAGUACAUUUAUGGUCUGCUUGGUCUUGGGUCGAUGUUUCCCUGCCAGUUGCUUGAGAUCUCCUCCCUGUACCUGAACAGACACAUGGAUCAAACCUGGAUCUUCAGCUUUAUCGCCCUGGUAUCUCAACUUCCUACUCUGAUUUCUGUUGUGGUGAAUUCUUUUUUUGUCUCAAGAUUUUCCCCACAAAAGUACAUCUUGGGCUGCCUUGUCUUGGUUUUGGUCAUUUUUGUCAUAAUGUUAAUUUUUAUCAAGGUGCCAAUUUCUAAGGAAAUAUUUUUUUAUAUUAACAUGACUUCACUCUGGUUGGUUGCACUGUUUAGCUGCAUGAUAACACAUAAUCUUAGUGUAAAAUUUGAUUCACUGCCAGAAAUUCUCAGAAAAGCUUUUUAUCUUUGUCAGUUGUCUGCUGGGACUGUAGCAUCAAUUGUUAUGAUCAUUUCUGUGGCCAUUGCAGAUGCAGAUGCAGCUAAUAUGCAAUUUUGCUGUUACUCAUUUGCCAUUGUUGUUUCACUGGUUAGUCUAGUCGCAUACUGCAUCUAUCACUGUCGUUCUAGCCAAAAGCAUCAACCUGAACAAAAGACCGGCGCUGAACAGCUCCCCUUAAAUAAUUUAAGCAGUAAUAACAAUAAUAGCAAUAACCAUGAGCCCCCACCUUGCCUUGAUGGUGAAGGCACAAACACGACAGGGGGAAAUUUUUGCACUUUUUGGUACAUUGCACUAGUUCCACUGGUCACUUUUUCUGUGUAUCCGGCAGUUACAGCUGAUAUUCAAACAGUGAGUUCAGGAACAUGGGAACGCUUCUUUAUCCCUGUGUGCUGCUUUUUGGUUUUUAACAUUUUCAACUGGAUUGGUCAGAAGACGGUUAGUAUUUUUGAGACUUAUUUUUUAAAGCAUUUUUUAAUUGUAUUCCCACUUCUUUUUAUCUUCCACACUGGGCUUAUGUUUGUGUUGUUGUUUUGUCAUAUCCAUCCAAGAGUUCGCCAUUUCAACAAUAUAGUAUUUCCAAUCAUUAUGGCUUUCUUCUCUUUGUCACAUGUUGUUUUGUCACACCUCUCAAUGUUGUAUAAGCGAGACCUGGAAAAGGGCCCAGACGUCUCUAAAAACCUUUGGAGGGCUAUAGGAAGUACAGCAGGCAUUGCACUUUCUUUUGCACUCAGAGCCCUAGUCCAGUUUAUCACUCCAAAUUAAAUUUGAAAGGAAAUGUGGCACCAAAGACUUUAAAACUAAAGAAACUUCAAAAUUGACAAACUUUUUCUAUAUACGUCAAAAGAAAAUGCAUUUUUUGGCAAUUUGCUAUUGACGUGUUUAAGGUCUGUGGUUUUUACAAUGAUAUAAUUAGAAUAAUAAUAUUCCAAUUAGGGAUGGGCAUGAUUAAUCGAUAAUUGAUCAUUAAGAAUUUCAUCGAUUACGUUAAUUUGAAUUGACAAACCGAAUGUAGGUUGCUGUGCGUAGCGUGACCAAACAGGGGUCCGUACAUGUAGCUCUCUGCACUCAGAAGGAGCAAGACACAAACAGUCGGUCAGUCUGCAACGUACCCAAGCGCAAAUGCGUAUAUAACGAUGAUUUGUACAAGAAAUUCCACGCUUUCCGUUGCGUUCGGGACAAAUGUGAGUCCAUAUGCACAGUGUAUAAAGCAGCACAUAUGUUUCGGUGUCCAGUGGGAAAAAGCUUUGCCAGGUCAGAGUCGUGCAAUGUCGAUGAUGAGUUCCUACCUCCGUACGGUGUCCUGGUUUUGACAAACGCAAAUAUGGUCACACUAACCUGUAUUCCACUGAGUUGUGUCUUUUAAUCCGACAGAAAUUGACCGCAUCAGCGCACAAGAACUGUAGUUUUAUCUUCGCUUAGUUUAUGCAAAUUAGCGAUGCGGUUUUAAGUUUUGUUUCUGUGAGUGUUGCAUUAAACACAUUAUAAUCUCAAACGGCUGAUGUGGCCCUAGAGUGGUUACGGUUUAUAUGUCGUAAAUUUGAAUUUAUUUAUGCAGAUUAGUAGUGCAGAUAGUAAUAAUAAUGAUGAUCAUUUUAAUAUAAAAACGUUAAUGAUUAAUCGAUAAUCGAUCGUUAAUUCUUCCGACGAUCGAUUAAGAAAAUUUCAUCGAAUGCCCAUCCCUAAUUCCAAUUGCAUUAUGCUUGGAGGACAGAUCAUUAAGCUCUGUAUGGUAGGAUACACUUCAUUGUCCCCAUAGGGAAAUUUGUGCAUUUGACCCAUCUACAUUUGACCCGACCAGUGCAGCUGGGGAAACCUGAUAGGAGCAGGGGACCCAUCUCUUUGGGUGAGGGCUCAGGUCAGACUUUAGUUGGAGGAUUUUACGUAUGGUGCAGUCAUAAAAUCUAUAAUAUGUAUAAAAAUGUAUUUUCAGGUGCUGUGACUUUUUACUUUUAUAAUGUAGAUUUUACCUAAUGUGAGAAACCAAAGUUCUUUGUAAAAGAGACUUGAAGUCAGUGUUUAUUGUCCUAAAAGGGAAACUGUUACUGAAUAAGUAUCAUGUACAUGUAAAUAUGAAACCCCUUUCACAUUGUGACUUAAGACAAAUGUGACUUUUGUAAAUUAUGAGCUGCUACAUACUAUGACAUCCGGAUUGUAAACUGGUAAUGUGUAGAUCUAUUUGUAAAUUAUUUUUUUAACUAAAAUGUUUUAAUAUAAAAUUUAAAAAAUAUAUAUUUAAAAUAAUAAAAAAAUAUUUUUACAUUUUAUAGACAUUUGUACUAAGUUUUGUUUUUCUGACAAUUUGCACUGGUUGCACAUGUUUUGAUGAAGCCAAAAGUUAGCCUUUCAUGAUCAUUCAAAUGUUUUAUCAUGUCAUUUCUAUAUAUGCAAUAUUUAUGUCAGUGUUAUUACAUUCAAUUCUGUGUCAAAAUAAAUGAGCUUUUUGAGA
Molecule: messenger RNA, 3731 nt
Organism: Boleophthalmus pectinirostris (great blue-spotted mudskipper)
Lineage: Eukaryota; Metazoa; Chordata; Actinopteri; Gobiiformes; Gobiidae
Product: equilibrative nucleoside transporter 2-like
Exons: 6
Coding region: 89-2047 (652 amino acids)
Biological process (GO): immune response; cellular response to lipopolysaccharide; T cell costimulation
Cellular component (GO): membrane; external side of plasma membrane
Molecular function (GO): nucleoside transmembrane transporter activity
Source: RefSeq, a predicted model, not a curated record